Schistocerca piceifrons (Central American locust) is the source of this 1193-nucleotide messenger RNA. RefSeq names its product UDP-glucosyltransferase 2-like. Lineage: Eukaryota; Metazoa; Arthropoda; Insecta; Orthoptera; Acrididae. The transcript is spliced from 4 exons. The coding region runs from base 27 to 1193 and encodes 388 amino acids. Gene Ontology annotation, molecular function: UDP-glycosyltransferase activity. The record is from RefSeq and is a predicted model, not a curated record.
GCAGGAGAAAACCCACUUUCGACCUGAUGAUCAUCGAACGACUACAGUACCAAGCCUACUACGGGCUGGCCCACUUGGUCGGAUCGCCUCCUCUGGUUGGUUUAGUGACGAUGACCAAUUUCGCACCCGUAUACCAUAUGUAUGGCAGUCCCAUGAACCCUGCCUAUCUGCCCGAUCUCUGGGUGGGAUUAUCUGAUCAUAUGACCUUCUGGCAACGUCUGUACAACACUUACUUCUAUCUAAGGCUCUAUUACAUGUGGUUCUGUCGAGUAAUCCCAGAACAGGAGAGCGUAAUGCGAGAAUUCUUCGGAGCGGCACCACCACCAGUUUACGAGACGGAGUUCAACUUCAGCCUCCUCAUCACCAAUAACGACUUCUCCUUGGAGUACGCACGGCCACUGACGCCGAACAUCAUUGAAAUCAAUGGCAUCCACGUACCGGUGGAAGUCGAACCGUUAUCUGAGGAUAUCCAGAAGUUCCUGGAUGGAGCAGAGCAUGGUGUGAUCUACUUCAGCCUCGGUUCGAACGUGAAAAGUACUAACCUCCCACCUGAGAUGAUCCAGGAUAUUCUGCAGGUAUUCAGACAGCUGCCACAGCGUGUCCUCUGGAAGUGGGAGAACGACUCGCUGCCUUCUCAGCCAGAGAAUGUCAUGACCCGAAAGUGGCUGCAGCAGCCGUCUGUGCUGGCUCAUCCGAAAGUCCGCCUUUUCAUAAUGCAGGGUGGUCUCCAGAGCUUGAACGAGGCCACGUACCAUGCAGUUCCAUUAGUGGUCAUCCCGGUCUUCUCUGACCAGCACCAUAACGCUGCAAAGAUUGCACAGUCACAGAUUGGCGUCAGGUUGAAUAUUCAAGACGUCACGAAAGACACACUUCUGCGUUCCAUACGUACGGUUCUGGAAGACACGACGUACAAGGAUAACAUGAAGAGGCUCUCGCCCGUGUUCCGCGAGCACAGGGCAGACUCGCUGGAGCGGGCGGUGUGGUGGGUCGAGUACGUGAUCCGCCAUGAGGGUGCCCCUCACCUGCGCAGCGCCGCCCUCGACCUGCACUGGUGGCAGCUGCUGCUGCUCGACGUCGUCGCCUUCCUGCUGGUGGUCGCUGCCCUCACACUCUGCGCCGUCUACUUCGUCACACGGCGGGUAGUCUCCUUCUUCAAAGGCAGCAAACAGAAGCAGAAGCAGAAGAAGCAGUGA